Messenger RNA from Ixodes scapularis (black-legged tick), 1189 nucleotides. Its product is annotated as MIF4G domain-containing protein B. The transcript has 4 exons. Gene Ontology annotation, cellular component: cytosol. Lineage: Eukaryota; Metazoa; Arthropoda; Arachnida; Ixodida; Ixodidae. Gene Ontology annotation, molecular function: translation activator activity. Bases 19 to 819 code for a protein of 266 amino acids. Gene Ontology annotation, biological process: regulation of translational initiation. The record is from RefSeq and is a predicted model, not a curated record.
ACCUGUCCGUUAUUCAAGAUGGCAGGUCGCGGAAGAGGUGGACGUGCGGCUUUUCCUGAAAUCCGUCAUCAGUUGAGAAGACCGAAAGAUGACGUUCCCACACAGAACGAGAGCCACUCAGAAGUAGGCGACACCAAAAAGGAACAAGUACAGCCCCCGCUUUCUACGGAAAAUGAUGAAAUCAAAAAGCUCUGUCAGCACUUCAAGUACCUGCAAGCCUCCGACACCGUUUUUACCAAACACCUGACCUCGUUGCGUGGUCAGAUCAAGACAGACGAGGAUGCUGACCAUGCUGCCGAAUGCAUCUAUGAUCUCGGUCAGCUGGGCCCAGAUCAGGCUGAGGUGGCCAGCGUGAUUGCGGUGCAGUUGGCGGAUUUGGAAGUUGGAAGCUCCAAGCUGAGGUCCAAGAUCCUGUCACGAAUGCAGACAGACUUUGAAGGAUUUGAAGAGAAGGCCAAAUCGUCUCCGAACAGUGUCCUGUGCAGUACUAUAUUCCUCUGCGAGUUCUACAGCCGCUACCUGAUCAACGGACUUCCCUUGAAGCCUCUUCGGGUGCCAGUCUGGAAGUGCCUCGAGUAUAUGCUGCAAAGCCGGGAGCAGUAUUUCACAAAGCACUGCCUGAGAUUGAUCAGAGCCAAGGGAGCCUUUCUGAUGAAGCACAACCCUGACGAAGUUGAGGCAUUCCUCGUUCACCUGCGGGACCUCAUCUUGGAAGGGGCUGUGGAGAAAACAACACGAUCCUUAGCCCUUGAGACACUUGAAUUCAUCUUGAGGGACCUGAUGCCUCUCAAGACAAAGAACUCCCCACCCCCCUUAUGAGUCCUCCCAAGUAAAUUCUGCUGAAUCAUUUUAAGAAGGUAUGUCACCACAGUUGGAGACGUGACUACUAGUUCACUUAAGUGAAGAGUAAACGGGUAAAACUGCCCCCCAGAAUAAUGGCUCUGAAAAUCCUGUUGUCUUCCUUUCACAGCACUGUAAGUUGAAAUGUUUACUGUUAUAUCAGGGCAGUUUCAUUCAGUUUCAGGCAGUAAGGUACAUUAUAAUUCUCUAUUUUUUUUAUCAUACUUUUAUAUGUCAUAUUGCAUAGAGUGCAUAAAAAAAAGUAUUUUUAAUUUACAUGAUUUUACAUGCUUCGUUUUAAAGAAAUAAAAUCCUGAAGGAGUGGGGAAGGAUUAAGAUAUUUUGACAA